CGUGACCGUCAGCAGCUUUGCGGCAGCGGGACGACUGACGGCUUAGCUGUAGAGGAAGUUAGUGGAGGCAGCCAGGCAGGCAACCGCGGUACUAUGUAACCUACACGAACUGGAUACAUCAUUGCACUUAGAAAGCGGAAGGCAGCAGCAUUCAUGGAUAUUGUGGACACUUUUAACGUUUUAAUACCAAGUGACCAGUUGGACGACACGCUCAUCAUAGGUCAAAAUUUGGAAUGUGAAGCCAGUAAUGAGUUUGGACCAGGACUCUGCCUCGAAGAUUCUCUGAAGAACAUGCUGAGUGACACAGAUCCCAUGUUUGGAUGCGCAACUUCUCAGUUUAACCUGCUGGAUAAUGAGGACUCUGCUUUUACCAUUACAGGCUCAGCAGAUAUCAGUGGUGGUCCAACAUCCACUGGCCUCGGUGACAACCUGGCAGUAACACAGAUGAAUCCAGUCAGAAACAGAAAACCUGUAGGCAGACCCAGGAGACGUCCAUGUAAUGUACAAUUAGAUUCCAGUGAUGGUCAAGAGCCUGCCGAGAUUACCGAAGAAGCUUCACCUAGUGGACGACUGGCUGGAAGAAAACUUUGUAACAGGCUACAGAGGUCAUUUCUCAUAAAGAAAGGAGUUAAAGGCGUACAGUUGAAGAAAGAACUAACUCUGGGUGGACGCAUCAAUAUUAACGAUAUUGAGGGUGGAUUAUGGUUAAAACCUUCUGUUGUGUUGAAAAGGCUGACUGUCACCAUUGGAGGAUUCAAGAUUGAACUACUUCCUGGGCCAUCAUAUCUUCAGGAUUCCGAAGCCAAUUUUGACAGUAAUUUUUCCUAUGCUGCGGAUAUUGGGUAUUCCAUGUUGUCAGAUGAUGGCAUCUCCGCUCAGAAUCCUGUUCCGGAAGAAGUCACAGAUCAGGAUGUAACUGAGAAGAUGUGUGUUGAUGAUACACCACUUGGAUUAGGUCCUUAUGUCAACCCCAAUGAUGUUCAGGCAGCUAACGGGACACAAAUGAAAAUGUGCACUCAAGAAGCUAAAGAUGACAAUCAGAUUGUGGUGAAAAAGGAGAAGCAUGUCAAUGAUAGAAAAUGUGGUACUAAAUCGCCACCAGACAACAGUACUAGGGCAAGCAACAAAGUGGACAGUAAGGAAAAGAAACCAAUAAUAGCCAAAAACCAGCUGCAAUCCAAGCAACCAAUCAUUUCCAAUAAAAAAUGUGUGAUAAGUGAACAAAGCAGCAUGACUAAAAGAACUACUAUUUCCCAAAAUGUAACAUCCAAAGUUGUCCAUAGCAGUGACCUUCACAAAUUAAAGUCUCCGAAAGAGAGGAGAAGCAGCAGUGAACAUUUAAAAAGGCGGGGUGAAACCCCCCUCAGUGAACAUGCCUCAAAACACCCAAAGAUGCAAACAGGAGAUCCCAAAGUUAAGCCCUUCUCUCCUGUUAAGAAGGCGCCAUCUAGUGGUAGCCGUGUAGUUGAACAACACAGUCUGUCCAAACUCUCUCAUAACCUCAACGCUUUGAAAGCAGAUUCUUCAAACACCUCACAUGUCACCCGUCCGCUGCAUUGCUCCAAAACACCAGAGGAAGUAGCACAGGAGAAGCCUAAAAUGAAGAAGCCUGAAAAAAUCCUACAGAAGCAAAGGAGUAAAACUGCGAGAAGCAUCUCUUUGGAUGAGCCACAGCUGUUUAUCCCGGACAAUGCUCCGGUUGUAAAAAAAGAAAGUGUUGAGCAACAGGUGCAACACCAUCAAGAGGAACCUGCAAAUAGUGAGUCUGUGUGGGAUGGAAACAAUUGCUGUGGCCAGUGCAAGAAACACCACAACAAUAUGUUCAUGGUAGGCUGCGGCCGCUGUGAUGACUGGUUUCACGGUGACUGUGUUGGUCUUGAUCUGCUCAAAGUACGUGAGAUGGAAGAGGAGGACCAGAUGUACGUGUGUUUGAAGUGCUGUGAGGAGGAAAGCAAAAAGGUGGAGCUCGAAAACCCUGCCAAUCCCGCGGCAGAAAUCAAGACCGAAGUCCCUGCUCAUAAGCAGCCUCCGAAAGCCAAGCCAGGAGUCACUGAAGAGCUGAUAUCCACUCACAAAGCCAGGCCCGGUGCUUCUGAUGAGCUGACAUCAGGGGGGGGCAGAUCUUUACGAAAGGAGCAAGGUAGAUCAUCAGCAGAUGUUAAAGAAACUCAUCAUAAAACAGGCAUUCAAUCGAAACUUGAGGCAAAAAGUAAAAGUGCAUCUUCCACUUCAAAAAAGCCCGCAUCGAUGGAGGAGAUCAGGCGCAGUGUGCGUGAUUCUUUGAAAGAAAUUCUUGUACAGAGGUUGAAGGAGUCUGAUUUGAAUGUCCCAGUAGAGAAAGCUUCUGAGGUUGCCAAGAAGACUGAAAGAGAACUUUUCUACAUGUAUAAAGAUACCGAAAACAAAUACAAGAACAAGUAUCGAAGCUUGAUGUUUAACCUAAAAGAUACUAAAAAUAAGGUUCUCUUUAAGAAGGUUCUCAAAGGAGAAAUAUCUCCUGCUAAUCUGAUCCGAAUGAGUCCUGAGGAACUGGCUUCUAAAGAACUGGCUGCCUGGCGGAAAAGAGAGAACCGACACACAAUAGAAAUGAUUGAAAAAGAGCAAAGAGAGGUUGAGAGGCGUCCAAUCACUAAAAUCACACAUAAAGGGGAGAUUGAGAUCGAGAGUGAAGAACCAGUGAAAGUACCUGAGCCUGUAGAGGUGCAGGUUGAGUCACCAGUCAAGGUCCCAGAAGUGCCAGAAGAGCCUCCGAGUGCCCCGGAGAAGCUUGCAGAGAGCACUGAGACUGAGAAAGACACUACCAACAAACACAAGUCUCAUUUAUUUGACCUCAACUGCAAAAUCUGUACAGGCCGCAUGGCACCCCCGGUGAAAGAGGCACCCACCAAAGUGGUCAAAGUUGCUACUACAGUGGCUAAGCGACUGUCUUCCAAAAGCGAGGAGUCAUCGCCCACUGUUGAAGAUGACCUGCACCUCGCCGUUUUAGAGGAGAGCUUUCAGAAGGCUCACACCACCUAUGAUCAAAAAGCUGAUCAUGCAGCUGGCCAAGAUGAGGAAAUAACGUUCCUCUCCUGCCUGAAAUCCCUGUGGCGAGGUUUCCUUACUAUGAACUCUGUGGCCAAACUUGUCACAAAAGCUUUCCCUGUGUCAGGCAUUAUGGAAAACUUGACUGAGGAUCUCCCUGACAGUAUUCAGGUUGGCGGGCGGAUAAGCCCGCAGACUGUGUGGGACUACUUGGAGAAGAUACGUGCUACAGGAACUAAAGAAGUGUGCCUGAUUCGCUUCUCCCCUGUAACUGAGGAAGAUGAGAUUUCCUACACUCUCCUAUAUGCUUACUUCAGCAGCAGGAAGCGCUUUGGAGUGGUGUCAAACAACCGCAAACAAGUGAAGGACAUGUAUCUCCUUCCUUUAGGUGCUACUGAAAAAGUGCCACACCAGCUUGUGCCUUUCGAUGGACCAGGUCUGGAAAACAACCGAGUAAACCUUCUCUUGGGCCUUAUAAUUCGUCAGAGGCCGAAAAUUGAUUAUCUUCCCGUUGACAUCAACAAACCCACGAGAAUGUCUCCUGAAGUCCAGCCCGUCCCAAUUCCUGUCCAUGAAACUCCUACAGAAGAAGAAGAUGAAAAACUAUUCCUGGCGUCCUUGACUACUCCCAAUAAAAGCGAGAAGGAUAAAUUACGAGAGACUGAAGAUGCUACAGAGGAGCCCAUCACAGAAUCUUUUGAAGAACCGUCUGCUGUGGAAAACAGCGGUCAGGACUCCCUUAAGCCCUUGCGAUUUCUUCCAGGUGUGUUACUUGGCUUGGGUGGACAUCUCCCGCCGCUGCCAGAUUUUGGAGGAAAGCCUCUUGAUGACACAGGCAAAGACCAACCCGCUAAGAAAACACUUGCGAAGAAAAAAGAAAUGCCAUCCAGCGAGAGCUCCGAGGGUCCAGAUGUUACCGUUGCCACUGCUGCGCCUCGAGAACGCUUUGUCAUCAAGAAAAAAGAAGUCAAACCUGUCCAAGCUGAACCACAGUCAACCAGCCAGGCGGACGUUGCAAACACAUCACCAGGAAAAGAUGCUGAGGCCGCACCUCGAGGUCCCCCUGUCUCCCUGAGAGAUAAACCCCCGGAUGUUUCCACAGAAGCGUUCUUAGAAAGCUUGGCAAAGUGUCAAAAUGAGAGUGAAACAACCAGCGUUGAUACCAUCAAGAAAAAUGACACUGCACUUCUCCCAGAUUCAGACAAAAUCAAGUUGGAAUCGCAGGUGGUGUCAGAUCACACAAAUACAGCCAAACCUCUAAGUGGGAUAUUGAAAAAGAUUUCCACCUUUUCAAACGUAACUGAAAACAAAGCCAGUGAAAGUAGCCACGUUGCCCCUGUGGAUACUAAACACACUUUUGCGUUGAGUGCCAGUAAAAAUCGGUCAGUUACAACAUUUCAUCAAGGCUUUUUACAGAUGUCUCAGACCAAACACAAGCUUAAGGAGCAUCAAGAUCCCGCAGAAGUCCAUCUGAGAGACACUGUAACUCAGGCAGGAAACCCUUCUGCAGUCCAACAAGAUGCAGAGACAGUGCCAGCUGUCCCAGCAUGCAACACUGCUGCACCCGUCCACGAUCAGCAGCACCAGCCUCACGUACCCGGCAGCAACCACGAUCCAUCUGUUCUGAACUCCUACAACAACUCGUACGUCCAGGAGCAGAACCACAACACGCCACAGGCACAGGAGAGCGAUUUAGUCACAGCACACGUUGAGGGUCUCUCCCAACCAGCUAGCCAGCUUUCAUCGGAGGCCAAAGAGGAAGUCCAGGAGGAGCUCUACACCUACCGUCACCCGUGGGAGGAGAGGGAGCAGUACAGCGAGGAAAGGGAAGAGCACCACGAGAGGCAAAGCCACCGAAGAGACUCGCACCACGGUAAGAAGAGCAGGCACCACCACGACAGGGAGCGCAACAGGAAGCACGGCUACAGCGACAAGCACAGAGACAGGAACAGGCACCACAGAUAUUCGGAGGACCACUACGGUGAAAAGCGGAAAGAGCGAUACUGUAGCGACGACCACAGUGGCCGCCACAAGGAACGCCACAGACACCGGCGGGACUCAGACUAUGAAAAUGGGCGAAGGAGCUCAAGAGACAGUUAUUUGUAAUGAUAAGUUUAUUAUUAUUAUUAUUAUUUUUUUUUAAACUUUUUUUUUUUUUUUUUUAAUGAAGACACCAAGCCUCGGUGAUGAGUGUUGAUGCUCUGAGACUCAGUCCCUGAUUCAAACCACUUUUUGUUUUGAGAUAUGUACUUUCAGUUGUGUCCUAGAUGUCAUCAGUGUGCAGCUUAUGUCACAUCCGGUGAUGAGUCCUCUGUUAUAAUGGGUUGUUGUUUUAGUGGAGAUACAAAGUUCAUGAUUGCGUUUCAAUUUGUCAACACCUUGUAAAAGUAACAACACCACUGCAGAAACGUCACUUUUUGAGAUUUACCUUGGACGAGUUAUUCAUUAAUACAGUGGAAAACUAAACAUCCAUUUCUGUUCCAAUGUUAGAUUAUCCUAUGUAGGUCUGGCUAGAAUUUGACAAGUUUUUUUUUAUUGCUUUCCCAAAAUCUGAAAAGGGGCCAUUUCCAAUUUUAAAUGUUAACAUUUUUAUAUUAGAUAUCUUGUUUCUACUGAUCUGCUGUGACAUGUUUUCAACCUCCUGUUAAAUAAAGCUCAAUGACAUUAGGUCAAAGAACUUUGGAGAAGAGGUCACAUUUACAAUGUAAAUAUCUUUAAAAGAGGCACCUAUUGAACAGCAUCUUGUGUUCCCAAGUUGGUUCCAUUAAUUGCUUUAAAUAUUUUAUAAUCUUACUUUAUACCAGAAAAUCAUUGUACAUUUUGGCUUGUAAUAUACCUUAAGAAAUUAAGUGUGCCUUUGCACGUCUGUAUGUACAGUUGGUAAUAAAGUUAAUUUUUUUGUCAUUAAAAAAGAUCACAAAUUUCUGUGUAUAGUAAAGUAUAUUAAAGAUACCGUCACCCAAACAACACAGCUGUAUUAAAUAUACUUAAAACUGACUCUAUAUAUGAGUACAUGUUCUGAGUUUGGUCUGGAAGAUCAUUGUAUGAAAUGAAAUAUUCUGUGAACAUUCUAGAAAAUACUUCACAUUUAAACUGUCACAUUCACAAAAUCUUUAUUAACUCCACAGAAAUAAUGACAUUUUACAUUGUCAUGCAUAUACAGAGAGAUAUUAACCACUACUAAAAAAGGUCAAACUAAAGCGGCAGAUCCUUUGCCCUAAAUGUACUCGGAGGAACUCCGAAUUCUCUCCAAACCAUUUUUUUCCAAGACCAAGAUACAAUUUUACACAACUGGAAAAAGCAAUUUCUGGACAAAAUUGCAGUGGUAACUUUGCUAUGAUGGUCAGUAAACAAGACACAUCAUGUUGAUAUUGGGGCGCUUUGUAUUCACUUACUGUUAAUUUGGGGGCAUUAAGGGGUCACUCCCUCUCAAUGGAAUUGACGUAUAUUGGUAUAGAUUUUGUGGGUCCUAUUCACCGUUUUUGGACCCAAUAGGGACUUGUUUGGGGGUUCUAUUAUAUGAAUGGGAGAAAAUUUUGUAGGUUCGUUGCAAACUUUUUUUGGUCAUGUUUCCCCCAAUUUUUUUUUUAGGACAAGUGAGUGAAACAGUUUGAAGUCGGAACAGUUGAGAUCGUACAGGGGCAAUGACGUACAUGGGAAUGAAUGGAAUGUUUUUGAUUUAAAAAAUGACCACUAUUAGUGCAAUUUUUGCGGUCCGUCUGUAGAUUUUUUUUAAGGUCUGGGCUGAAAAUUCUUGAGUGAAUUUUUUGCGAUCUUGGAAAUGAAUGGGACUAGGUCAAGAUUGGGACAUUUUGGUAAAUUAUGUGAAAUUAAGAUAAAAUUCUGGUCAGAAUUGAAAACAUUUUAAAUAUUUGGUCCAGUCAUCAGCCAAGAAUACACUGGCUCUACUUAAAAAAAGAAAAAAUUUGCAUUCAACGUUUUAAGUAAAUUCAACUAAGCCAAGAUUCAAGGGCAUAGGUUUGGUCUCAACAUUGGUAGGGACGAUAAAACAGCAUAACCUGCACGUACACCUUUUGCUGGGGACGGGACAUUAAUAAGACCAAACAGAUUGGGUGAACGGGGGUCAGGGAUACAUUUUUUCACAAAUAUGAACCUAAUUAAUUGAUAGGCUAAAUAAUCAAUUCCAAAUAAAUCUGUAUUGACUUAUACUAACGUUCAUAUUUAUUAGUUCAAGUGAUACAUCGUUUAAUUCAAACCUUUGUUUUCAAAAACUACUAAAGAAACAUUUUUAAAAACUUCCAGGGUAAAUGUAUGGAUUUUUGUUGUUGUUCAGCAAAUUGAAAUUGCAAUGUUUGAAUGGAAUUGAAUUUAUAUUAACAUACACAAUAAUCUCCUAACUAUCCAGGAAUGCAAAAAAUAAACAAUUAUCUUAAGACCACUGAACAUGUUCGUCUAAAUAACACUAAUAGCCAAAAAAAAAAAAAAAAAAAAAAAUUAAGCUUCCUUCAAGUAAAACACUACUGCUUUUGACCACAAAAACAACCAAACUACAAAAAAAAAUGAAAGCUCCUUUGAGCUGCUUUAAGACCACAUAAAUAAAAUAAAAAUCAAAACUAGAAAGAAGGGGUUAAACCUCGGUUCACUACAUUUCUCAAAAUUAACGUUAACAGUAGAAAGCAAACUGAAGGACACUUCUCUCUAAGCAGCUUCCUACUCGAGUUUUGCAGGUUAGCAAAUUCAUACAGUUAAAUGUUAUGCCAACUGUGAUGCAGGUCAGACUUUCAGUAGCAAAAUUCGUGAUGUGUUCCCCAACUCCACAACAUUGACGUCUUUUUACAUUACUUCCUGUGGUUGCUGCUGCUGCUGGCCGAAAUAAAAUUCUAAUAUCCAUCGUCUUCAAAGGGGGUGGAGUAAGCGGCAUGUUGUCGACAUGUUGUAUUUUUGUC
Corythoichthys intestinalis (scribbled pipefish) is the source of this 7931-nucleotide messenger RNA. It is a transcript of the gene phf3, whose product is annotated as PHD finger protein 3. Gene Ontology annotation, biological process: DNA-templated transcription. NCBI's taxonomy places the organism in Eukaryota, Metazoa, Chordata, Actinopteri, Syngnathiformes, Syngnathidae. The coding region runs from base 154 to 5130 and encodes 1658 amino acids. The transcript has 16 exons. The record is from RefSeq and is a predicted model, not a curated record.